GCCCCGCCAGUUUGUAUAGGCGGCUGCGCGUGUAGCAUGUUGGUAGUUUAUGGAGUAUGCGCCGCCGUGUUUGCGAGAAGAGAAGCUGCUUUGCGGGGGGGAAAAAGAUCUGCACUUCGGCAGUCUCGCGAACAGAAUGAGCAACUCGGCGCUUCACUGUUCCGUACUCGGUUGCACGGACAACGCGAGGCCUCUACAGUCGAAACACAACGUUGCUCUGCAUCCAGCUCCACGCGACACUUGCCUUCGCCGCGUGUGGCUUCAACGUAGUGGCCUCCCGGGAGACUGCAAGCACUGCAACAACGCAGCAGUUUUCGUUUGUGGGCGGCACUUCGCCCCGGAUGACUAUGAGCGAUUGUACCAAAAAACGAAGUAUGCGGUUAAAGUGCGCCUGAAGUCGAAUGCUGUACCGACGCUCCUUCUUCCAAGCGAAGAGGCAGCUCGGUCCAACGCAUAUAAAGUGCAUACAUUAGGCAGUCGCGCAAAGACCGGACACCACCAUGUCGUCAAGGUCAAGGCCAGCACCCAAACUGAUGUGGUCACCCGUACCACCACUACGCAGACAAAAACUAAGAAACUAAGGAGCCAAGGUACAAACACGGGCCUCAAAUGGUGAUUCCGAGGAGAUGAACGGGCAGGGAAAAUAUUUGUCCAGCCAAUGCUGAAGAGGUGAGACCUCGAAGGGGCUCCACCGGAGGACAGCGAGCCACCAUCACGCUAGCACCUGCUGUGGCACACUGACUGUGAUACCUUGCCAAACGUCGACCACGUGGAACCAGCGGCCUGCUGGUGCUGCCCAAUGCUGCCAUCGUGAAGGUGGCACAUGAAGAGCGCAUACAAGAAAACUUCAACCAUUACAUUAUUUUCAACAUCAUUAAAGCAGUACUGACGUCGAAAUUUUUUUCCUUGUCACCUU
Molecule: messenger RNA, 916 nt
Organism: Dermacentor andersoni
Lineage: Eukaryota; Metazoa; Arthropoda; Arachnida; Ixodida; Ixodidae
Source: RefSeq, a predicted model, not a curated record